UGAUGACCAGAAACAUCGCGAUAUUUCAGGAGCCGGAAGUAUGGUGCUCAACACGUUUCAAAUGUAAUGGAUGGUCAGCUGACGUAAACUUGUAUCUGAUAUCAAUAAUGUUCCAAUUCUACAUAACAGCAAAACCAUAACGUUGAAUUGGAUAUAUAUAUAUAUAUAUAUAUAUGUGUUACAGUAUUUAUAAAAUAAAAUAAAAAUACAGUCAUGGAAGAGGUAGCGAUAGAGACAGCCGAGGAGAUGUUAGCCAGGCAACAUCGCAAGGAGAAGAAGGACCUGCAAGCUAAAAUCCAGAGCAUGAAAAAUGCUGUCCCCAAAAAUGACAAGAAGAGGCGCAAACAGCUGACUGAGGAUAUUACCAAGCUGGAGGCUGAGCUGAGUCAGAAACACAACGAGGAACUCCGACAACUAGACUCAUCAGGAGCAGGAGAGAACACGGUGGAAGAGGUUGUGAAUGGAGUAGAGUCCCUGGCUUUGGAAGGAGAUGGGGAGCAGAAAGAUGCCAAACAAGGUGGAGGUCCAUCCAAGGCACAGAAGAGACGGGAUAAGAAGGCAGCCGCGGAGAAGGAGAGAGAACGUCGCAUAGCGGAGGCAGAGGUGGAGAACCUGUCUGGGCUGAGACACCAGGAGGGACUGAAGUUGUCCCAGAAACUAGUAGAGCGCCAGCUGCAGAUCAGGGAGAUUUCUUCAGAUGGCCACUGUAUGUACCGUGCUGUGGAGGAUCAGUUGGGGCAGCAUGGCUUAGGUCUGACCCUGAAGGACCUCCGGGCCAAAACCGCUCAGCACAUGAGGAGCCACGCUGACGACUUCCUUCCCUUCCUCACUAACACCAACACAGGGGACAUGUACACGGCUGAUGAGUUUGACAAGUAUUGCAGUGAUGUGGCAGACACAGCCGCCUGGGGUGGACAAUUGGAGCUGAGAGCUCUGACACAGAUCCUUCAACGGCCAAUAGAAGUGCUCCAAGCUGAUUCCCCAGCUAUAAUGAUUGGAGAGGAAUUUAACAAGUCACCCAUCACCCUUAUUUACAUGCGUCAUGCGUACGGACUGGGAGAACACUACAACUCAGUGGAACGGAUGAAAGACCCUGCUGCUCAAGAGGAGACCCGAGACGCUCAUUGAGUUCCGUUAUAAUCAAUGAUAAAGUCAUCUAUACUGAAUGAAAAUAUAAAACACAACAUGUAAAGUGUCAUGUUUCAUCAGCUGAAAUAAAAGAUCCCAGAAAUGUUCCAUA
Salmo salar (Atlantic salmon) is the source of this 1240-nucleotide messenger RNA. It is a transcript of the gene otud6b, whose product is annotated as OTU deubiquitinase 6B. Gene Ontology annotation, molecular function: cysteine-type deubiquitinase activity. Gene Ontology annotation, biological process: protein deubiquitination. The record is from RefSeq and is a predicted model, not a curated record. NCBI's taxonomy places the organism in Eukaryota, Metazoa, Chordata, Actinopteri, Salmoniformes, Salmonidae.